UUGUAUAUACUUCCUUUUCAGUAUCAUUAUACGUAUAUCUAUAUUCAAAAUUAACUUAAGAAAAUAAAAAGAAGAUGGUGUAUAAAUCAGAAAAACCAAACCGGAAAAUGAAAUCAAAGGAGAAGCAAAGGAAAGGAUUAUGGUCACCGGAAGAAGAUGAGAAGCUUAGGAGUCAUGUUCUCAAAUAUGGCCAUGGAUGUUGGAGUACCAUUCCUAUUCUCACUGGAUUGCAGAGGAAUGGGAAGAGUUGUAGAUUAAGGUGGGUUAAUUAUCUAAGACCUGGACUUAAGAAGUCUACAUUCACUAAAGAAGAGGAAACCACUCUUGUCUCACUCCAUUCCAUGUUGGGUAACAAAUGGUCUCAGAUAUCGAAAUUUUUACCAGGAAGGACCGACAACGAGAUCAAAAAUUACUGGCAUUCUAAUCUAAAGAAGGGUGUAAGUUUGACAAAACAUGUAACCACAAGAACCCCUCAAACAUCUUCAGUCAAAAGCUCACUUGAGGCCCUGCAGAGCACAACUGAAAGAUCAUCUUCAUCUAUCAGUGUCGGAGAAACAUUCAAUGCUCAGACCCCAAGUUUUUUGCCAAGUCUCGUGUUCUCCGAAUGGUUAGAUUACAGUUUGUUUACGGAUCAGUCACCUCAAAAGACUAGUUAUGUUCAAAAUAGUGUUGUACAUGAAGAGAGACGAUUCACUGGACCAUGUGGCACUCUUUAUUUGGAAGACAGCUCUUUGCCUGAUUUCGUACCUACUUCAGAAUUUUUGUUGGAGGAUGAGAUAUCUGAGAUCGAGUUCUGUCCUUCAUUUUCAGACAAUUUCUUGUUCGAUGGUCUCAUCAACGAGCUACGACCAAUGUAAAUGUGCUAAGAGAGAUGCCCUAGUAACGUGUAGAAGAGUAUAAAAAGAGAAAAUAAAUAAAUAAUAAUUCGAUUACACUAAACCAAAUUUCCACA
Messenger RNA from Capsella rubella, 952 nucleotides. RefSeq names its product transcription factor LAF1. The coding region runs from base 75 to 857 and encodes 260 amino acids. The transcript has 3 exons. Lineage: Eukaryota; Viridiplantae; Streptophyta; Magnoliopsida; Brassicales; Brassicaceae. The record is from RefSeq and is a predicted model, not a curated record.